This is a messenger RNA of Momordica charantia (bitter melon), 779 nucleotides long. RefSeq names its product large ribosomal subunit protein uL14x/uL14z/uL14y. Gene Ontology annotation, biological process: translation. Gene Ontology annotation, molecular function: large ribosomal subunit rRNA binding; structural constituent of ribosome. NCBI's taxonomy places the organism in Eukaryota, Viridiplantae, Streptophyta, Magnoliopsida, Cucurbitales, Cucurbitaceae. The record is from RefSeq and is a predicted model, not a curated record. Gene Ontology annotation, cellular component: ribosome; cytosolic large ribosomal subunit.
AGGGCAGCCGGAGAGCCCGUUAACAAUGUCGAAGCGAGGUAGGGGAGGUUCUGCUGGGAAUAAAUUCAGGAUGUCGCUGGGUCUACCAGUGGCGGCUACAGUCAACUGUGCGGACAACACAGGAGCUAAGAAUCUCUAUAUCAUUUCGGUGAAGGGGAUCAAGGGCCGCCUCAACCGCUUGCCGUCAGCUUGUGUUGGUGACAUGGUCAUGGCCACCGUCAAGAAGGGAAAGCCGGACCUCAGGAAGAAGGUGUUACCUGCUGUUAUUGUCAGGCAGCGCAAGCCCUGGCGCCGAAAGGAUGGUGUCUUCAUGUACUUUGAAGAUAAUGCUGGUGUCAUCGUGAACCCCAAAGGAGAGAUGAAAGGUUCUGCCAUAACAGGCCCUAUUGGAAAGGAAUGUGCUGAUCUCUGGCCCAGAAUUGCAAGUGCUGCUAAUGCUAUUGUUUGAAUAUCAAGUGACUUGAUUUCGUUUUUUUCCUUCUCUAUAGAGUAGGAUCUUAAGAUUCAAUUUCAUUGUCUGGGAUUAGCUUGUUUUUUAUCUUGAGAAAAAAAAAUGAUCAUUAUGAGUUAUGAGUUUUGGUUGAUAAUUGAUACGUUUCUGCCUAUUAUUUGAUAUCCUGGUACCCAUCCAACCCCCUACCUAUCAGAAUGGUUUGCAGGGCAGAAAAGGGAAUGAUCGGGAGGAAACCUUGUCAUUUCUCGCCUUGCAGUGAGAGUUUGGGUCGUGAAUAUGGAUUAUCAGGAACUGAGGUAUUUGAAUUUUGAUACAGAAAAAAAAA